Messenger RNA from Hemicordylus capensis (graceful crag lizard), 2656 nucleotides. RefSeq names its product tubulin folding cofactor E (gene TBCE). NCBI's taxonomy places the organism in Eukaryota, Metazoa, Chordata, Lepidosauria, Squamata, Cordylidae. The transcript is spliced from 18 exons. The record is from RefSeq and is a predicted model, not a curated record. Gene Ontology annotation, molecular function: alpha-tubulin binding. Gene Ontology annotation, biological process: protein folding. The coding region runs from base 649 to 2268 and encodes 539 amino acids.
CUUUCUCGGCCUGCUUAGCGGGCAUGCGGGGCUCUCCUAGAGUUUAAACGUUUAUUGAAAGGACUUUUUCGCCGGACUCUCCCCUAAAAAUCUCAAAAGUCGUCCGUGUCUUUGGAAAACAUCCGAAACAAUUUUAUCCUGGAGAUUAGAGAGUCUCAGGGGAGUAAGGAGUGAGUGGCUUGUUUCCAAAGGAGGAAAAAGAAAAAGAGUGCGGCUCCUUGGGAGAAAAGGAAAACUUGCAUUUAUAAACAAGAGAGUUAAGGAAUCCUUUCCCGGCAAGCACACACACGUACACGUAAAAGGGCUUGCAAUUUGCAAGCAUAUUAAUAUCUUUCUCUUGAUAGUUUGUGCUGUCAUGCAAACUCUAAUAUGACGGAAAGCUGAUCUUGUGGUAGCAAGCGUAAAUUGUCCACUUUGCUAAGCAGGGUCUGCCCUGGUUUGCAUUUGAAUGGAGACUACAUAUGUUAAACAAAGGAAGAUAUCUGAAUGAAAUGUUACAUCCUAUUAGGCAAUUGCAUCAAGAAGAAAUAUAAUAUUUCAUUGGAAAGAAUCUAGACAACUUAAAGAGAAAAGCAAGGCUCUUCUAAUCACUACAUUGAUGGAAAUUAGUAAGAUCCUUGAAUCUGUAUCUUGAACUCCAGUUUUGUUAUGAUGACCACCAGCAGUCCUCCUGAUGUAGUUGGUCGAAGAAUCCUUUGCAAUGGAGAAUAUGGAACUGUUCUUUAUGUUGGUGAUGUUCCUCCUACAACAGGACUUUGGCUUGGAGUGGAAUGGGACAACAGUCAACGAGGAAAACAUAAUGGUAUCCAUGAGGGAAUACAGUAUUUCAAAUGCAGACAUCCUACAGGGGGAUCUUUCAUACGGCCAAACAAGGCAAAUUUUGGAGUUGAUUUCAUUUCUGCUGUAAAGAAGAAAUAUGGAUUCAGUGAAGAUGACCAAGGAGCUGAUAGCGGGAUGGAAACUUUGCUAGUAAUUGGAACGAAGACUGUGGAAACAGUUGGGUUUGAUUCUAUUAAAGAAAAACAAAAGCAAUUGAAUAAAUUGAGUGAUGUCUCAGUGGAUGAAUGUGCAGUGAGCUUUGCUGGUGAAGAAGACGAAAUCAGAAGAGCAUGCCCUAACAUUACUCGAAUAAAUCUAGCCAAGAAUCUCUUGUCAUCUUGGAAGGAAGUGGUAAAUAUUGCCUGCCAAGUUGAAAAUCUAGAAACACUUAAUCUCAGUGGAAACAAAAUGAAAUUUCCUCCUACUUCACCACCUGUUUCAAGAGCGUUUUGUAGACUCAGGGUUCUGGCACUUAAUCAAACAGGAGUAACAUGGACUGAGGUUCUUUUAUGUGCUGCAGGGUGGCCAGCUCUUGAAGAACUGUAUCUUGCUUCAAAUGAUAUUUCAGUUUUAAAGAGACCCAUUGAUGUUCUGUAUACCUUGAAAUGGUUAGACCUUUCAAACAAUCAGUUAACUGAUGGAAAUCAACUUCACCUAAUCACAGAUCUCCCAAGCUUAGAAGGACUAAUGCUUUCAAACAAUGGAAUUUCUUCUAUACACUUUCCUGAUGUAGGAUUUGGUUGCAAGACUAGAAUGUUUCCCUCCCUGACACACUUUGUGGUAAAGGGCAACAAAAUAGCAGAAUGGUCAGUGAUAAACGAACUGGAUAAAUUACAAAGGCUUGAGUCAUUUGACUGUCGGAAUAACCCUUUAAUGGACACAGAUAAAAACAUAGAGACUGUAAAACAGCUCAUUAUUGCCAAAAUAGGCCAACUGAAGUUCUUAAACAAGUCUCAGAUCUUUCCCGAAGAAAGGAAGGGAGCAGAACUUGACUAUAGGAAAAAAUAUGGAAUUGACUGGAUAAAGGCUGGUGGUAAUCAGGAUCCAUACAAAAAUAAUCCAAAUGAGGAAUUUCUUGCUGCCCAUCCUCGAUUCCAAUUAUUUUGUGAUAAAUAUGGUGCCCCUGAAGAUGGGGAACUGAAAAGAGAACAGCCUUUCUCCCUAAAAAAUCAGCUACUGGCUUUGACUUUUAAGUGUCCUGACAGACCUGAUCGGCAGCUGAUAGAGAAGAAACUACCUGAUUCUAUGACUAUUCAGAAGGUCAAAGGAUUGCUGUAUCGGCUACUGAAAAUCCCAGGUUCAGAACUCAAACUAUCCUACGAAAGUGCUAAAGUAAGCUCAAGUUCAGUUAUGCAACAAUACAUGAAUUCAGACUUAAUUCAGAACACUACUACUAGUCACGCUGCUAAAGAUAAACACUGCACUCUAACACACUAUUCAGUGAAUUGACUCCUUUAAAGGAGAGCAGGCAUACCAUAGUUCUGGGCACUGUUCAGGUCCCUCUGAGUAGAGAGGUAGCUUGAUCCCAAAUAUUUUUAAAAGGUAUGAAAGUACAAGAUGCAUGAACCUAACGUCUGACUCUCUCCUUCUCCUAGAUGAAAGGCAAAGAAUUUGAACUGGACAAUGACCUAAAGCCCUUACAGUUUUACUCGAUCGAAAACCAAGACUGCAUUCUAGUACGAUGGUAACAGCUGCCUUUUAUGCAGCUUUUGAAGAGUAAUCAUGGGCUGCUAGCAGAGCCUUUCUAAUUAAGUGGAUGUGUUGAUUUAUUUAAUUGUAUAUAUUAUCUGGAAGAACUUCGAUUUUUAAAAAGAUGGAAAACUACUUGCUCGACAAA